Messenger RNA from Cornus florida, 804 nucleotides. RefSeq names its product F-box/kelch-repeat protein At3g06240-like. The record is from RefSeq and is a predicted model, not a curated record. NCBI's taxonomy places the organism in Eukaryota, Viridiplantae, Streptophyta, Magnoliopsida, Cornales, Cornaceae. Gene Ontology annotation, molecular function: protein binding. Bases 1 to 804 code for a protein of 267 amino acids. The transcript is spliced from 2 exons.
AUGAGUCAUUCCGGUGCGGUGGAAAUUAGGGCGAAGCAAGAAGUUCAGCGCCCUAACUCGAUCAAUCCGGUGGUUCCGCCGGUGGACGAAUGGUGUCUGUGGUCUUCUGAGGUGGAUGCGACGAAUCGGAAGAAAAUGUCAGAUUUCCUACCUCAUGAUUUGUUCAUCGACGUCCUCACCAGACUACCGGUCAAAACCCUCAUCCGGUGCGCUUGUGUCUGCAAAUCAUGGUACUCUUUGGUCACAAACCCCAAUUUCAUCACCGCACACCACAAUCGAUCAUCCAUUGUGAACAACAACAACCUUGUACUACUUCGAAGCUGCUCUGAUGAUGAUGCCAAUGUAGUGCAUUACUCACUACUACGUUCUGAAAACGGAAUGUUCUCUAAUUAUGCAGAGCUUGGGCUUCCAUUGAAGAGCUACAGAAACCCUUCUCUGAGGAUAAUAGGUAUCUGCAAUGGGCUCGUAUGCCUUUCUGAUGACUUGCACGGUUAUGGGGUGAAACUUUAUCUAUGGAAUCCAUCGAUUCAGAAGACGAUAACGCUUCCUCCAUUACGUAUGAACUUUCAAUCACACGGCCCUUUUAAGCAUAGCAUUGGGUUUGGCUUUGAUGCCCGAACUGAUGACUACAAGGUUGUCAGGACUGUGUAUCUCUUCUGUCAACCCAAUAAUUGUGAACCUCCUCCAGAGAUAGACAUUUUCAGUCUGAGCACAGGCACAUGGCGGAACAUCAGCCAUUUGGGUCUUUCACAUAACAUCUGCGAGCGGGCUCCACAGGCUUAUCUGAACGGGACUGUACACUAG